Eurypyga helias (sunbittern) is the source of this 963-nucleotide messenger RNA. RefSeq names its product collagen alpha-2(IX) chain-like. The transcript is spliced from 19 exons. The annotation marks the transcript as partial. NCBI's taxonomy places the organism in Eukaryota, Metazoa, Chordata, Aves, Eurypygiformes, Eurypygidae. The record is from RefSeq and is a predicted model, not a curated record.
GGCCUGACGGGAGCUAAAGGGGAGCCGGGACCCAUCGGUGGGCCAGGACUUAAAGGCCAGCCCGGACUCCCAGGGCCGCCGGGUCUCCCUGGUCCUUCGCUGCCAGGACCACCUGGGCUUCCAGGCCAGGUUGGGAUUCCUGGAGAGAUCGGAGCACUGGGACCCAAGUGCCCGACCAGCUGCCCGCCAGGUCCCAAGGGCCCCCAGGGACUGCAGGGACUGAAGGGCCCCAAGGGUGACGUUGGCGUCUCUGGAGAACAAGGCGUCCCAGGCCCCCCGGGACCACAGGGCCUGAGGGGUUAUCCCGGGAUGGUGGGACCCAAGGGCGAGACGGGUCCUGCUGGCUACAAGGGGAUGGUCGGGACCAUCGGAGCGGCCGGGCGGCCGGGCAGGGAAGGCCCCAAGGGACCACCUGGGGACCCUGGUGAGAAGGGAGAUCUGGGUGGCCGCGGCAUCAGGGGCCCCCAAGGAGACAUCGGCCCCAAAGGGGAGAACGGUCUCCCAGGCAUAGAUGGGAAGGACGGCACCCCGGGUAUCCCAGGCGUGAAGGGCAGUGUGGGACAGGCUGGCCCCCCUGGAACGCCGGGACACCGGGGACAAGCUGGUUUACCGGGCCAGCCGGGCAGCAAAGGUGGCCCAGGAGAUAAGGGUGAAGCAGGUGCUCGGGGCCAGCCCGGUGUCACCGGUGCCCCAGGACAGAUCGGUGAACCUGGACCUCGGGGUGAGCAGGGACCACAGGGUGUCCCCGGGAUGAAGGGCGACCGGGGCGAGCGCGGCCUCGUGGGUCCCCCCGGCGAGCAGGGGAAGGCGGGACCCAAGGGCGAGCAGGGUCCGCCGGGGAUCCCAGGACCUCAGGGCUUGCCAGGAGUCAAAGGAGACAAGGGCUCCCCAGGGAAAACCGGCCCCAAAGGCAGUACCGGAGAUCCCGGCGUUCACGGCCUCGCAGGGCUGAAGGGAGAGAAG